Messenger RNA from Didymodactylos carnosus, 768 nucleotides. Lineage: Eukaryota; Metazoa; Rotifera; Eurotatoria; Philodinida; Philodinidae. The record is from the annotation of a GenBank genome assembly.
AUGAAUUCACACAGUCCCUCGUCUUUGUUUCUGUGUACACCACCAAAUCUAUCUUCUCCUGUUAAACCAGCAUCAUUACUCGUACCGGUAUCACCGACACCUACAUCUGUUAUUAACCUAAUUUCAUCAGCGUCAUCUGCCACAAUAACACCAGCAACAUUAUCUAAUACAAGGAAAACUGUACGUGCAAAAAGAAGUUCAGCAUGGGCAUACUUUCAACAACCUACCAAUGCUAAUUCAUUUGAUGUUACUUGUAAUCUUUGUAAUCAUAUUAUAAAUCGUACAAGAGGAGCUACUACUGCGCUGUUUCGUCAUCUGAAAUUACAUCAUAAUAGUGAAUAUCAAGCAGCGAAGGAAUCCAUGCAUACAACGAAGAACAAUGAUCCGAGUUCCCCUUUAGUUCUUGAUGGUUCUCAAGUUACGCAAUUAACACAAGUUGCAGUAUGUCUUUUUAUGAAUGAUUUACUACCAUCGUCAAUUAUUGAAAAUAAAAUUGUUUGCUUAGUAUCAAAUAAUGCAGCAAAUAUGGUUAAAAUUGUUACAGAUUUUGAAAAAGGUCAGUAUAUACGUCAAAAGAGUUUCAAGUUAUGUGGUAAUUCGACUAUUCAAGAAGUUGGAAAUCGUAAUAAUGUUAAACGAUUAUGUCGAUAUAAUCAAACACAUUUGAAAACUGAUGCUCAUUGUGGUAUUGAAAUGCUUCAAAAUCGUUGUUUUGUUACAAAAGCUGUUUCAGCCAUUGAAUCAAAUACAAACAGUGGUGCAAUUUAG